CGAACCAAACUGAAAAAGCACAAGGCCGCUCCGAUGUCCGACCCGCGGCCGCACCACACCCUCCAGCUGAAAACCCUCGCCGCCCCCACACCGCCAAGCGCCUCCACCCAUCCUGCCAUCCACAAGCCCAAAAAACUGAAACCGAAACGCCCACUGCACCCAGAUCCGCUCAUCCAUCACUCGGUUCAAAGUUGAAGCCCCCGAAAUCCCCCCACCCCCCAAAAAAGAGAAAAUCGUAGGAAAAUCUCACCCCAGCUUCAAAAAUUUCCCCUCCACCGCAAGUCGAAACCCCUUGACCCCCGACGCGACGCCGCCGGUGUCCCCCCGCCGCUCCCCAGUCCACUGCCGCCGCCGCGGUCGCAGCGCCGCUCCUCUCUCGGUCCAGUGGAGCGGAGAUCCACCCGGACGUGGAUUGGCUUCGUUUUCUCGUUGUGCAUGCGAGCAAACACUUAGAAUCCUGAGCAGUUUUCACAACAGCUCUUCAUUCCUAUGAAAUGUCACUUCUUAGUAGAUUCUUCUACAAGAGGCCUCCUGAUGGAUUACUGGAAUUUAUUGACAGGAUUUAUGUUUUUGAUUCAUGCUUCUGCACUGAAGUUUUGCCAAAUGGAAUGUACCCAGUCUAUUUAAAUGAGAUUCUUACAGAGUUGCAUGAAGAACAUUUAGAGUCCUCAUUUCUGGCAAUUAACUUUAGAGAUGGUGAUAAGAGAAGUCAGCUUGCUGAUAUCCUACGCGAAUACAACAUUCCAGUUAUUGAUUACCCCCGUCAUUUUGAAGGCUGCCCUGUGCUUCCUUUAUCUCUAAUUCAGCAUUUCCUUCGUGUCGCUGAGCACUGGUUAUCUACUGCAAACAAGCAAAAUGUUAUAUUACUCCAUUGCGAGAGAGGGGGCUGGCCGUUAUUGGCAUUUCUGUUAUCUUGUCUUCUCAUCUACAAGAAAUUGCAUGGAGCUGAGCAGAAAACUCUGGACAUUGUUUACCGUGAGGCCCCUAAAGGAUUCCUACAGCUCUUUUCUGCACUCAAUCCAAUGCCUUCUCAGCUCCGGUACAUGCAGUAUGUAGCCAGAAGAAAUAUAUCUCCAGAGUGGCCUCCGAUGGAAAGAGCACUCUCUUUGGAUUGUCUGAUUCUUCGAGCCAUUCCAAGUUUUGAUUCUGAUAAUGGAUGCAGGCCAUUAGUCCGCAUUUUUGGGCGAAAUCUUCUUGGCAAGAAUGUUAGCAUGACUAAUAUGAUUUUUUCUAUGCCUAAGAAUAAAUCUUUGCGUCACUAUCGGCAGGAGGAUUGCGACGUGAUAAAAAUUGAUAUACAAUGUCUAGUCCAGGGAGAUAUUGUUCUAGAGUGUGUACAUCUUGAUAUUGAUCCAGAAAAGGAGGUUAUGAUGUUUCGGAUAAUGUUCAAUACUGCUUUUAUUCGUUCAAAUGUAUUGAUGCUGAAUAGCGAUGAUGUAGAUAUACUCUGGGGUUCAAAAGAACGCUAUCCAAGGAAUUUUAGAGCAGAGGUGCUGUUUUGUGAUAUUGGGGGCAUCUCUCCCCCAAGAGCUCCAACAGCAACACUGAACGGUGAUCUGAAGGGUGGUUUACCAAUUGAAGCCUUUUCAGCUGUUCAAGAACUCUUCAACGGAGUUGACUGGAUUGAAAGCAGUGAUGAUGCUACCUUUUGGUUGCUCAAAGAAUUCUCAGCAAACUCACUGCAAGAGAAAUUUCAGAAGCUUAUACUCAAUGACAUGAAAGAACUCUCGAAGUUGCAAGCUAAAGUUGGUCUACAGAUGCCACUAAUGUCUCCACUUGAUUCUGAUGAAGAAAAAUAUUCCGUGGCUUCUGAUUCUGUUUCUUCAGCUGAUCAUGAGAAGGUUCAGCAUGGUGGAAGCUCAUCUGAUUCAGAGAACAUUGAUCGCGAUCUUACUACUGAAGAUUCUGAAUCCAAUGAUUUUGCGGCUACUCUCUCGAUGAACUCUUCCCUUCCUCCCCAGCCUCGACCAUCUCCACCUCAUGGGAUAUUGCCUAACCUUUCGCUUUCAUCUUUGUCCACAACUGGGCAAAGUGGACCACUAACAGAAUCACCGCCGGAGCUGCCAAGUAGCAGGCUACCAUCGUCACAGCCCGCUCCUCCUCCUCCUCCGCCACUACCACCACCACCAAGUGGCAAGAAACCUGUUUCGUCACCACUGCCGCCGCCGCCGCCACCACCACCGCCACCACCACCAAGUGGAAGCAAACAUGUUUUCUCAUCACCACCGCCGCCUCCACCGCCACUGCCACCUCAGAUUGGCAGUGUAGGUCCUCCACAACCUCCGCCACCACCACCACCACCGCUGCCGCCUCCUCGCAUUAACUGUGUGGCUCCUCCACAGCCUCCACCACCGCCACCGCCACCGCCACCGCCACCAUUGCCAAACUCUGGGACAGCAACCCCUUUACCUCCAAUGCUGAAGCAACAGAAAAAUGUUUGUGCAGCAGCAGCACCACCCCCACCGCCUCCGGCUCAUGGAACUGCUAAUAAAGGCCCUCCUCCGCCUCCUCCACCUCCUCGCCCUCCCUAUUCUAGCAAAGCACCUACAGCUACUGCUGCUGCUACUUCAAAAGGACCACCUCCUCCACCCCCACCCCCACCUCCAGCUAGUCGUGCCAGUGAUUGUUCAAGAAUUACUGGCCCUGGUGCUCCAUCGCCACCCCCACCCCCACCAUUGCCUGCAGGUGCUAUUCAAAGAACUCCUCCAGCCCCACCACCACCUCCCCUGAUGACAGGAAAGAAAACCCCUGCACCACCGCCCCCACCACAAGCACCAAAACCUCCUGGAACUGUACCCCCUCCACCACCCUCAAGCUCAAAGAUCUCAAACGCACCAGCACCAGCACCACCAUUAUUGGGAAGGGGAAGAGCCAACACAACUGGAUCAGUAAAAGGCCGUGGCAUUGGAUUGGCGCAGCAAAGUAACCCUCCCAAAAAGGCUUCACUAAAACCUCUGCAUUGGGUGAAAGUUACUAGAGCGACGCAAGGAAGUCUCUGGGCUGAUGCCCAAAAACAAGGAAAUCAGGCUAGGGCUCCUGAUAUCGAUAUAUCCGAGUUGGAGAGCUUGUUCUCUACUGCAGUUGUAACGAGCACAAGUGAAAAAGGAGCAACAAGGCGUGGUUCAGCUAUUAGCAAGCCGGAAAUUGUUCACCUGGUUGACAUGCGACGAGCAAAUAAUUGCGAGAUAAUGCUUACUAAAAUUAAAAUGCCUCUACCUGAUAUGAUUAGUGCAAUCUUGGCUUUGGAUACUUCUGUUCUUGAUAAUGACCAAGUGGAAAAUCUCAUUAAGUUUUGCCCUACAAAGGAAGAAAUUGAGAUGUUGAAGAAUUACAAUGGCAACAAAGAAAUGCUUGGGAAAUGUGAACAGUUCUUCCUGGAACUAAUGAAAGUUCCACGUGUGGAGGCCAAGCUAAGAGUUUUUGCUUUUAGAAUUACAUUCUCAACACAGGUGCAGGAGCUAAGAACUAACCUAACCACCAUAAAUGAUGCAACAAAGGAGGUUAAAGAGUCUCUGAAGUUACGGCAGAUAAUGCAGACCAUUCUCACAUUAGGGAAUGCUUUGAAUCAAGGGACAUCACGAGGAUCUGCUGUUGGCUUCAGAUUAGACAGCCUUCUUAAACUGUCGGAUACUCGAGCUAGAAAUAAUAAGAUGACACUAAUGCAUUAUUUAUGUAAGCUUCUUGCCGAGAAAAUGCCUGAGCUUCUUGAUUUUGACAAAGACCUAAUUCAUUUGGAAGCAGCUUCUAAGAUCCAAUUGAAGUUGCUUGCGGAAGAAAUGCAAGCAAUAAACAAAGGCCUUGAGAAGGUGGAGCAGGAACUAGCUGCUUCAGAAAACGAUGGUGCAAUUUCUAUUGGCUUUCGUAAGGCGCUGAAAAGCUUUCUUGAUGCUGCAGAAGCUGAGGUUAGGUCCCUCAUUUCCUUGUAUGCUGAAGUGGGAAGAAACGCUGAUUCCCUAGCUCAGUAUUUUGGUGAGGAUCCUGCACGCUGCCCUUUCGAGCAAGUGACAUCAAUUUUGGUUAUUUUCGUAAAUAUAUUCAAAAAAUCACGUGAUGAAAAUGCUCGCAACGCGGAGGCUGAGAAAAAGAAACUGGAAAAGGAAAAGGCAAGUGCAUCUGCUAAAAAAGGCUUGGUAUGAGACUAUUGGUAUGCCAAGUUCCAUCUUGGUGAAGCUAGGCUUUGUUACAAGGAGGGCCUGCUGUAUAAUUCGCUGUACACCAGAACCUGCUCUCAAUCCCAUGUUCAAGAUAUGCAGAGGUAUAGUGUCAGGAAGCUCCCUAGCUGGGCGCCAUUCGUUAAAUAGUUGCCUUGCGAAUUCCAAAAUUUUGGAACUUUCUGUGAUUAUCCAGUAGGGAUCUAUGGAGGCCGCGGUGCUGCUGUAGUUUUUUUUUUCUUUUGUAAUAUAGCAGUUACUGGGAUAUAGCUGUCUUACUUGUACAUAAAAUGAGCCCAAGCGGGAACGAUGCAAACAACACGAGUGUUCUUUUGAUUUUUUUGGAAAUAAACACGAGUGUUGUACAAUGUUACUGUAAUAUCAAGAAACUAACAAAUCAGAGCCAUGUUACUCCAAA
Molecule: messenger RNA, 4569 nt
Organism: Phragmites australis (common reed)
Lineage: Eukaryota; Viridiplantae; Streptophyta; Magnoliopsida; Poales; Poaceae
Product: formin-like protein 3
Exons: 20
Coding region: 495-4136 (1213 amino acids)
Source: RefSeq, a predicted model, not a curated record